Cheilinus undulatus (humphead wrasse) is the source of this 9946-nucleotide messenger RNA. It is a transcript of the gene rusc1, whose product is annotated as RUN and SH3 domain containing 1. The coding region runs from base 250 to 5829 and encodes 1859 amino acids. The record is from RefSeq and is a predicted model, not a curated record. The transcript is spliced from 12 exons. Gene Ontology annotation, molecular function: protein binding. Gene Ontology annotation, cellular component: cytoplasmic vesicle. Lineage: Eukaryota; Metazoa; Chordata; Actinopteri; Labriformes; Labridae.
CUCGCGCGAGAAGACAGCUGCUGAGGCUGUUACCGUCGUAGAGAGAUUCACAUUCACUCGGACUGCUAUGUGAGGGACUCACUGAGAUGGAGACCUUCAUCCAUCUUUACCUCAAUCUGACCGAUCUUGGGAUCCAGGCCAAGAUGUGACCGUCACGACGCGUCAUAGUUUGGAUCCUUCCAGCCUUUACAACACUUGUUUCUAUAGCAACAGAAGUAUCAUAGCAUCCUAAGAAACCCUGUUUCCAGGAUGCAAUCCUCCUCUCAGCCUCCAAAGCCGCGCCGCUUUGACAGCAGCAGACGGACCAAUACUUCAGCUGGACCAAAGUCUAGUGGCGCCGGUUUUCAAAGGGAGGAUAAAAACAUGAACACAAUCACUACGUCCUCCCCUCGCCGGGCUACGAAAGGCCCCACUGCAGCCACCAGGUCCAGGGUGGGGGUGCAGCCUCGAGCUCCGGUAAGCCAGUCCAGGUUUAGCGCUCAAAAAGCAGGUUCCGCCGUCUCCAAAACAGUUAAACCCAAACCAAGGAGUUCUCACGCAUCUGCAGCGAACAAAAUUGCGGCUGCAGCAGCCCCUCCUCCCCUCCCCUCCGUUCUUCCUCUCGACCCGAACUGCAACGAACCGAGCCUCCCGUGUCUAUGCUGCGACGGGCGCUCACCACAGGAUAACAACAGCAUGUUCAACCACAAUCACAACAACAACAACACCAUCUCUAUCAGACAGCAACUGCAGCUACCACCUCCUCCACCACCCCAAUUGCCCCAGAGGCAUGAUGGGAUGGGAGCCAAGGAGCAGUCGCAGCCUGCCUCAGAAGCACACGCCAAGAAGGAGCCCUCUGCCUGCCCUGCUGCCAGUCUGGAAUGCAAAAACACAGAUGAAUGCGGCAAUCUUGAUAACAAGAAGCAUUUGAAAGUGGAGGAAGAGGAAGACGAGGAAGAAAGCAGCGGGGAUAUUGACAUUGACGAUGAUGACAAUGAUGAUGACGAUGAUGAUGAUGACACCCUGGUACCAUCAUGCUGUGACUGUCCUCCCUCCCUCCUAGAGUUCUCGCUCUCCUCCUCUACCUCAUCGUCUUCUACUUCCAUCAGUUCCUGCUCUGAUCUGGAGUCUGACUGUGCGGAUCAAUCAGCCUCCAUCUGCUCCUCUCACGACCAAGAUGAUUUAUCCAUCGCUCUGUCCCCUAAAAGCCAGUCUCCUGAUUGCCAGCCCCCUGCACGCUCACCCCCAUCCCUCCCUCUUAGCCGCAACCCCUUCUCCUUAACACCACAUUCCCAGAACUCCCCCUGCUCCCCGGAUGAGGGCUACCCCUCCGCUCUCGACUCCCCCUCUCCUGACUAUCUAGGUGUCAAGGGUGAUUCUGAGGUAGUAAAACUCGGCCUGCUUGACUUUCUUGAGUCAGUUGGGGAGUUUGGGAAAAUGGAGCGCUUCAGCCAGGUAAUCCAAGUGGCUCGCUGGGAUCUGGAAGGGGAGCAACACUGGGAUGUUCUAAGGGAUCGGCUUGAUCACCUGGAUUGCUUAGAGAAGGUGAACAGGGAGAUCAAACUGGUCUACAUCGCUAGGCUCCAUGAAAAAGGGUUUGAUCUUGGAGAUCUGGAAGAGCAGGAUCUCUCAGAUGUCAUGGAUGAAAUGGGAAACAUCGACAUUCCCUGGAAACUGUAUAAAAAUCGAGGAGGAAUGAUGGGAGAGUCUCAGGAGUUUUCAGACGCAGGAGUCGACCUAACUGCUCCAUCAGAUUGUGACGAUCCUCUUGCUCCAGAUUCCCUCACCCCCUCCCCAGUUGAGCCACCACCCAGACCCCCCAAACCCCCUGUGCGUCAUGCCAGCGUGAGCUCUGACCUGCACACCUACAUCAAUAUCAGCAGGGAGACCACCUCCAUGGCCGUCUCCACCUCCCCUACUAUGACUACCUUCUCCCCUAACUCCUCAUCCCCAACAUUCACCACUUUUAGGUGUGAGAAACCCCUACCCCCAUCUCCACCCUCCAUUCCUCCACUCCCUGCCUCCAAACCAGUCCCUUACCUCACCCUCUACACCACUCCUUCCCCACCUCCAGCUGUCCCCACCCCAACUCCUCCGAUUCCUCCCCCUCGGAAACGCCACCUUGCUCGGAAGGAGGCCCAGCGCCUUGCUGCUCUUCAAGCUGAACAGGAAAAGACCCCCCUCUCCCUUCCUCCUCCUACUACACGACCCCCACCUCUGCCUCCUCCACCUGUGAUCUCAGUGUCUUCCUCAUCUCCCCCUGCCAUACCACCUCCACCCACCCUGCCGCCUCCUCCGUCCUUCCACGCACUGGAUGUAGAGAUUCGUAAGCUGCUAAUGCUCGCUGGGUUGACCCAAGCUGAGCUCCUUAAACUCAGCCCUGAGCUUGGAGUUUGUGUUGGAGGGUUGGAGGAUGAGGUAGAUGGAGGUGAUGCUGAGCUGCAUGAGUUUAGACUAAAAGGAAGGGAAGAGGAGGGGAAGCACUCAGAGAUCAUAGCCAGAGAUGCAUGGAGCAGUAGAGGCAAGCUGUGUGAAGAUGGAAGAGGAGAUGAAGCCGAAGAAGGCAGGAAGAAAGAGGAAAACAAGGACACACAAAGAACCACAUCAUUUACUGAGAUGGCAAGGAGGAGGAAGCGGAACCAUGGUCUGAGCUCUGACCAUUACUACAGCACCAACCUUAGCAAUACACAUGAAACAAAGGCAAAGAACAUGGACUAUGGGUUAUUCCAGUAUCCUACUGUCUUUCCAGAUUCACCUCCACCUCCCCCUCCUCCUCGUCCCUUACCGCCAAUACCCCCCUCUCAGCCACCCCCCAAAGUCAGCACUCUCCCUGCCAAUUCUGCACAACCUGAGAAAUUUGAUUGGCUCAUAGCUUUCACACCCGAAUGUGAAGGCCCACCUCAGUCUCGUAUUUUGGACAUGAAAAAAUCUCAUAUGGAAGCUCCAAAGAAGCUCCAGUCAUCUCCUCCCAAAACCACAACCUUUAAAGAGCUGCGCCGUAACAAGAGCGCCUCCCCACCAACAAAAGUGAUCACUGACCCCGAACCCGACCCAACAGUUAUAACGCCAGACCCAGAUAUACUCUACAACCUGAGGUGGAGGAGAGAGAAGGAGGGCAGCGAUGGUCAGCAGUGGGAGUACACCUCUCAGGCUCAGGCCUUCUUCAUGCAGCCGCCACCGGCUCUCACCUCCAUGGCCGCUCUGAAGGAGAUGCUCCAGAGGGCGGACAAGGAGGGGGGACGACUGGAGCUGUGCCCGUCUCAGAAGAUCGGAUCCUCCAUUAGUGACAGCAGCCUGUGGACCAUGGGCAAAGAGUGGGAGUGUGAGCAAGUUAAAAGUGAGGAAAAGGAACAAAAAGAGGAGAAAGAGGAGAGGAAGGUGAUGGUGGAGGUGAGAGGACGAGCCGAUGGAGGACGGACAUUCGAGUCAAGAACGUCCGUUUCCUCCCCCCCGCUGUCCCUCGCCCAGUCCUCCCAACCCUACUUCCUCCACGCUGCCCUCCCUCCCUUUCGUCCUGGCUACUGUAACUCCCAGCCCUUUGCAGAUCCCAGACCCAGCAGCCAUGCAGGCGGGGAGUCCACAGACAAACACUGCAGCACUCAGCAGGGCCCGGCUGACAGCUCGGCUUGUGUCCACAGAGAUGUUUCCAGCUCUGAUAUAAGCUCUGGGUUUAACUAUGAAUCCCUGGCUGAUUUUGGCGUAGACUCCCCUCAAGAUGAUGGAGAUUUCUUUAACACUUACAAGGAUUUGGAGUCUGACUCCAUCUGUAAUUUUGACUCUCUCUACUGCAGUGAAUCUGACUCUCACACUAAGUCAGACACAAAUGAUAGUGGUACCACAGACGCUCCAGGUUGCACUACCCCAUAUAAGAACAUUGAUGUCAUGAUGACAUAUUCAAACAGCAUCAGCGCUAUGGAUUCACUGCAUUCAGGCAAACACUCACACCCAGAUAAGGAAAGAACAUCUAAAGAGCUCCCUCCUCUCCCCACAUAUUACCUCUACCACCCUAAAAACUGCCCUCUACACAGGGGUGCUCCGCCCCGACUCUCCCCUAUCGGAGCCCUCUCCCCUCCUGUUCGCUCUGGAGCACCCCCUCCAGGCACAGCUGGCUCCACCCUCAGCUCACCGCUUUUCCCUCGCUCUCAUACCCUACCUGCCCUCGCUGCUCCCCUCUACUAUCCAAACCUCUACCCUCCUAUCCCGCCGCGGGCGCCCCCCUUACCCCCAAAACUCUACCAGGCUCCUCCACAGUCACGUGUGGCGACCGUUCGCAGCGUGUCAUUCGCUGGCUCCGUACAGAAGACAGGGACUUCCUGGAUGGGCGAAGAUGUGAAGCUUCCAAUGAGAGGUCUGGGCCUGUCCUCUCUGUUCCUGCAGGAGAAAAAAGCACUGGUCAGUGCAGUCAGUGUGGCAGUGGAAGCCAUCUUGGCCCAGUUCAGCUCUUCUCGGACAGUCGUUCAGAAGGCCUUAUCAGGAGACAGCACUAUAAAUCCAUCUCUGGGCCGCCUGGUGCUGCAGUGCCUCUGCCCUGCCCUGCACAGCCUGCUGACUGAUGGCUUGAAACCCCACCAGAGUGACCUGAUUGCAGGCAGGAGGCCAAACUCUGCCUGGGGUCUGGUCCAGGCCUCCACACGACCAGGUCCAAAAACACAAGCCCUGUUCAACCUUCAAGUUCGAGUUGGAGAGCUGCCGCAGCUCAGACAAAGCAAACACAGGUUCAACGCUUUCCUGCUCGGCCUCCUGAAUACCAAGCGUCUUGAUUUCUGGCUGUCUCACCUUCAGUCCUGCAGUGAUGUGCUGGAAACAUACUACCACCCCACCUCUUUCAUGCGUCUGUCGCUGACGGCCUGUCAGCCUCUGUUCGAGGAGCUGCUCCUUGUUCUGCAGCCUCUCAGCCUGCUGACCUUCAACCUGGACCUGCUCUUCCAGCAUCACCAUCUGGAGCAUGACAACCACAGACCGGAUAUCCACAGCCCUCCUUCACCACCUCAGGAUGCAGCAUCAAGAGAGAGUUCACAGUCCAAAACCACAGGAUGCAGAUAUAUUGAAACUCUUUCAGAAGUUGACUUCUCGAGCCCAGAGCAUCAGGCCACCAAAGAAAAAGCAUCACCUGUGGUCAGUCCAAAGAAUGGAGCGUCACAGAGCAGCACUCCACCCAUAAAAGCUUCUACAUCACUUGCAGAGACAAGUCCUCAGCUGAUGUGGGUGCAGGAGAAGGAGAUUGGGGCGUUACCUCCACCUGAAGAUGAAGAGGACAGCCUGGCUCAGCAGGCCGGACAGGUGAUCCAGCAGGGGUGGGGGGCUGUGAUGCGUUUGGGAGGCAGACUGAGCAAGAACCUGGCUGAGCUGAGCCUGAAAAAGGAUGAGAUGAAGACAGAUCUCUCAGGUCUGCAGAUCCAGACAGGGAGCGACUUUGCUCCGGUCGGUAGUGGUGCUCAGGUUCCCUGGCAUCUGGGACGACUGUUUGGAGCCUCAAAAGGCCCCAACAGCCCAACAGGACAGACACCACCAACCAGGCGUCCCUCUCAGUGGCUGGCUCCUGGUGUCACCGCUUUGACCCGCAUGGUGAGCAGCAACUCCACCCCAGUCUUAAGGAGGGCAGCAGAGCUGCAAGGAGAGAGUGAGCCAGAGCCAGAGAAGGAGGUGGACACGCUGGAGAUGAAGGACAAACCAAGACCACUCAGGUCAGUGCGAACGCUGUGCGACCACGCCGGAACGGGAUCAGAGCUCAGCUUUAGCAAAGGGGAGGAACUGGUGGUGUUAGGAGGAGUCGAUCAAGACUGGAUCCGCUGUCGUCAGGGAGACAAAGAGGGGCUGGUAGCUAUUGGCUACACCUCUCUCAUCAUGUGACUUCAGCACCUAAACUGCUGCACUCAGACAAUAAAAAUAAAUAAAUAAAUAAUUAUAUAUAUAUUUAAGGCGGGUUUUCAGGCGAGGUUUUGGUGAGGUUCCACUACUCUAAAAGGGAUAUUUCACACUAUCUCAGUCUAAGUUUGACUUGAGAGCAAAACACCAUCUGCUCUACUCCGCAGCUCGUCUCCCUGUAUGAACAUAUGGGAGCUUUUCCUCCCAUCACAAUCCAUCCAGUUUGGUAGCAUUAAACUAAUGGAUUUUAACAGCAGGAAUGCAGCAGAUGGUGUGAAAUAAUGACUCAAGUCAAACUUGGAUCAUUUCACACUGGAAGACCUUUGAUCUCAGAGUGAAGUAUCCCUUUUAAAAUGUCCUUUUUCCUCCGUAUCAUCCUCUCUUGUCAGCCACUGAUCUGAAAACGAUCACAGGGGAAAAACUCUGUGCAAUCAACCACAAGCAGAUUCAAGUGCUGUCAGAUCAGCAGCUGCCUGUUGUGAGGAGGCGACGGCCUGGAAGCAGCCACUUUAAUAUCUCUCGCUGCCAGCUGAAGGGAGUUGUGGCUCGCAGGUUGUCGGGUGGAGGAGGCAUGCUGGAGUACUGGGCCAUAGCUCCUGUUGCAUACUGCGUAGUGAUGUAGUGAAUUGUAGCUGUGUAGAUCCGUGUCCUGUUGACCUCUCACCUUUAUCGCCUGGUUUAUGUGUGUUUGUUUCUGCUACUAUAUUUGACUGUAUAAAUAUACAUAAAAAUAUAUAUAUAAUAUUUAAAAUGAGAUUGAUAUUACCAAGAUAGAUAGAAAGAUAGAUGAACAAGAGAAAUCAGGUAGUAAAACCCAAACAACAGCCUGGAUGUAGGCGAUUAAAAAUAAAUGGUUUAUUUCUUUAUCUGUUAUCAGUAACUUAAAGCUCCUGUGAGGAGUUUUUAGCCAUGUAUGAAAUAGACUGAAUUAAACACUUAUGCUUCCAUAUGAGCAAGACCAUCUUUGACCAAUAGAUUCUCUCUUAAAAACUGAAACAGCUGUAGCGGGGUAGGUGUCAGAUGUAGUUAUUAAAUGAAACAGCCUUUCUCACAAUUUUCAGAGAUAUGACUGCUUAAAGAAAAAUGAUUUAGUUCUUGUCAGUAAAAACUUAGAAAUCCUUGAGAGUGAAGAGAUAAGAGGUACUCCUUUGUCCACAAGGUGGCGCCAAAGCAUUGCAAACUAAAAUUUCCCACAGGAGCUUUAAUACUAAAGUGGGUUUCAUACAUGCAAAAGAAGUUAAAUGUGUUUGUUUAAAGUAUGAAAUCCAAUAUCUUCCCUCUUGUGCGCUUUAUGUAUUGCCAUUAUCUUGACAUCAUAUUCAUAAAAUUAUUAGAUUUAGCCUCAUACCUUUAUGCAUUGUAAUGUGCCAUGAAUGCUUUGAAUGAAUGCCAUAUAUCUAUAAUUCCCACUCUGUUAUAAAAAGUCAAUAUCAGACAACAGCAACCUGUAGCUAAUCUCUCAACUCAUCCAUAACCUUACGGGGCCAGUGUGUGUUGAGGAAAGUGUCACAAAAAUACUCUUUUUCAAACACCUAAGUUAAACGCAGUGAGAAAUCCCCCGAUGUCUGUCAUUCAUAAAUGCUUCUGUAAAGUCUGUAAGUUUGGUGGCUGGUCAUCACCUUGUACCUCAGCUUCUGUAUUUAACUCCCGCCAUGUUUGCUCAUCAUAAUCAUUGAUAUUGAUGAUAGUGGUAGUACAAGUGGUUGUGGUGUUAAGUGAUAUGUUGAUUUAAAUGUUGCUCAUAUGAAACACAUUGCUUUAUGUCAUAUAUUUAUUUGUUACUCUCAGUAUUAUGUAUUGAUAACUAUGCAUAUGGUGAAAUGUACAACUAAAAGCCUUUUUUUUUGUUUUACAGUUAUGGUUUUGGUAAUAUGUUUACAUGCAAGUUGACACCUAGGGCCUAAAAAAAGUUGCUAAAAGUUGAAACAAAUACCCCGACUCUAAGGUUGCCAUUUUAAAGUCUGUGUAAAGCAAAAUCAGGUUUCAAAAUGUACUGUAUAUGUUGCACAAAAGUUGCUGUAAAUGUGAUAUGACUGUAUCAUGGAUUUGAAGAUUUAUUUUGGAGGUGUUGUGUUUUUGGAAAGGACAGGACAGUGGAUUGAUGAGCUUCUGUACACAGGGCUGAGCCAUAAGGCCAUCUGCUACCCCUCUAUUAGGGAUUGUGAUUAUCAGAAAGUUCUUGAUCACUUUUAGGUUCAUUGUUGGAGCCUUAUUGGAGGAAUGAUGAAGAACUGGGGUACCUAACACCUUGUCCAACUACACACAAACGAGAGACAAAAUCUGCUUGAUUGCACUGAUUCCCAUUGUAGUAUCCUGACAACAUGCAAGCAAUGCAGCCUAACAUUUAUCCCCAUUGCACUGUUCCUCGUUGCUUCUCUGUUGCCCACGUUGAGAUGGGCCAGGGACAAGGAAAGAGGUGGAUGACAAGACAUCAGGAGUGUUGGAAUAUUUCCUUGAUGUUCUGGAACUUUGGUGACUUUUCAGGGACUUUAAAUCCUCAUUUUUGAUUAUUGAUUGCCGCUAGCUUGAAUGCUAACGGUCAUAGUGUUUUCUUAGCAUGCUUUGUGAGGGGCUGCUAAUCAAUAACAGGCUGUUCCAUCACCACAUCAUGCUCUGUCAAACUGCACAUGCUUAAAGAUCACUAUGGGGAUGGCCUGAAUAGUGCAAAAUGGAGAGAAAGAGAGAUAGAGAGCCUGUGAUGUGACCUUCUGUGUUAUUGUUGUUUAAUAUUUAGCCGUAACUCACAAUAAUCAGCAGGAAAAACAACUGUGUCACAGAGAGGCUUUACAUUACGAUCCUAUGUGUUGAGCCAUUUUCUGAGUUCACUCUAGGGCUAAAAUAACAACAUAGAGGAAAAACUUUCAGCUCAAAGCUGCCAAAGGCUCAUCAGUAGAAAGCACCACUCUUCCAUUUGUCAGAUGGGAUAUUUUUCACAAGAAGAAACUGAAAUUUACUGGGGGAGAGAAUUAAAUAUUUACCAUGUGAUGCUGUGCGAUGCAAUGUGACGUGUGAUACUUGCGUGCAGUUCGGACUGUUCGAGGAAAUCUAGCCUCCUUAGGUAUAACUAUUAAAAUUCUAGCUAUCUCACAUCAUUGUGAGUUCCUAAAAUUUUGAGCAGUACAGUCUACAGCAUUGUUAGCCAGCUAUUCCUUCAUUCUGCAAAAGCAUCCUCCCCAGAUGCCAGAUUUUGAAGUUUUGAGAGGCUCUUCUUAAACACGAGGGAGCAUGAUUUCUGUGCAUUCAAUGGACACAGCACACCAGAGCUGGUAAUACUGGAGGUUUCCAUGAUUUAGAAACUUAAUUCUAUGUAUUCAGUAAUUUUUUCAUCACUACAAUUACCUUAUAUAUUAAAACAGACUUUAAAUCCAUAUUUUGUAUUGUUUACACAGAUUUUAAAGACCUUAAAAAUAAAUACGUCAGGGGGAAGCUCUUCAAAGUUGCUGAAAUGUAAUAUAAUUGUGUUAGGGCCAUGUAGCAUGACAAUCCUGUCAUUAUGGCAACUGUAGGGUAGCAUUUAAUUAAAUCAGUCCUCAUAUUAUGUUAUCAUAAUUAGAAUAGAUGCCAUCAAAUUGAUAGGUGUUUACAAUAUUGUCCAAACAAUACAAUAUUAGUUACCAAAAAUAUCUAUUUUUGUUUAUGUUUUUUCAAGUGACGUUCCAAUCUAAAUGCGUUUUAUUUAUUGGAUGCACUAUUUAUUGAUCUUGAGGUCUCUGAAAGGAACAGCUCUAUCUGACCCAUCUAGUGUCUCUCUAUCUAUCUGGGUUCAUUAUAUAUGUAAGUAGGUGCGUGUGUGGGCAUGUGCGUGUGAGCUUGGUGGUGUAAUCGGCAGUGAAAGCAGAGAUGAGUGUGAGCACAUCUGUGUGUCUGCACAUCCUGCACUUUCACCUAGGUAUGUGUGUAAGUGUUACAAUGAGUUCUGUACCUUCCUCCCUUUCCUCCUCUCUUUCUCUCUCUGGUGUCAUGUAGCUUGUAGACAUCCCCCUGUGUCCCACUAUUGCAUAGAGUUCAGUGCCCCUAUAGUGUCAGUCACUGUCCUCCUGCAUGUGCUUGUUUGUAAAUACACCAAAUAAAAGAAUCAGUAUAAAUCAAACCUGUGCUGCCU